Messenger RNA from Orbicella faveolata, 1764 nucleotides. RefSeq names its product sodium-coupled monocarboxylate transporter 1-like. The record is from RefSeq and is a predicted model, not a curated record. Gene Ontology annotation, cellular component: membrane. Gene Ontology annotation, molecular function: symporter activity. Lineage: Eukaryota; Metazoa; Cnidaria; Anthozoa; Scleractinia; Merulinidae. Gene Ontology annotation, biological process: transmembrane transport; sodium ion transport.
AGUUGCUUCCCUCAAGGGUUGAUUUACGAUGAUGUAAUUGAAAUCGAUCCAAUUGGACACCGGUAACCCAGAGGGGCUGUCAGGAAAGCCUGGAAUCGAAUGUCUAAAGUCUAAAAAAUAAAUUUCCGGCUACUACUUUAAACUCCAUUAAAAUAGAGUUUAAGCUAUAAUCAGUAGUCUACCUUUGGUCGAUAGUGUUUAAUCGAAGGUAUGGCUGUCGAUGAUCGAUUCAGUGCUGUUGACUAUGUGGUUUUCUCCAUCAUGUUGCUGAUCUCGGCGCUGAUCGGAGUAUGGUACGGCUGCGGACCUGGUGGAAAACAGAAGACAACUGCUGAAUAUCUCCUGGGAGACCGACAAAUGAAAAAGUGGCCAGUCGCGAUAUCUCUUCUGGUGUCGUCUCUCUCAGCCAUAACUAUACUGGGCUUGCCGGGAGAGAUAUAUACUUAUGGAACCCAGUUUUAUGUUGUUAUCUUAAGCUACGUUUUGGUUUGUGCAGCCGUAAGCACUGUGUAUAUUCCUAUGUUUAGACGGAUCAAGAUCACAUCUGUAAAUGAGUACCUUGAAAGACGUUUUUCUCUUGGCAUGAGAAUGGUGGGCUGCUUUUCCUUCAUAGUUGCAUCUACUCUGUACCUGUUCGUGGCGCUGUUCGCUCCAUCGCUGGCACCGGAAGCUGUUGCAGGCAUCCCUCUGACAGUUUCUAUCUUGGCCACUGGUGUGGUUUGCGUGUUUUAUACAUCUCUGGGUGGCCUAAGAGCAGUGGUGUGGACAGACGUGUUUCAGUCGGUGAUUAUUCUGGCGGGUCUCAUCAUUAUAGCUGUCGGAGGAGUAGUAGAAGUUGGCAGUCUGAGGGAAGUCUGGGAUAUUAACCAGAGGCACGGACGAAUUAACUUUUUCGACUUUAACCCAGACCCCCGGGUUCGCAACACAUUUUGGACAAUUACCAUAGGAGGGGCUCUCGGUGUACUUCCAAUCUGGGCUAUCGCUCAGAUUUUUGUCCAACGGUAUCUUGCAGUAAAGACGCUCAGAGAUGCUAGAAGAGCACUGUGGUUGAACUUCCCAGGCCUGUUUCUCGUGGUAACUAUUUGCGUGCUGGACGGAAUGGUGAUAUUUGCCACGUACGCCGAUUGUGAUCUGAAAGAACAAAGAAAGAUCACAACGGGAGAUCAGCACUACAUCAUCAGCUCUAAAUUCCAUGUCUUUGGUGGCACUGGAGGACAUCAUUAAGAAGAAGACAACACUGACUGACUCAGACGCCGCUAAAAUCAGUAAAAUACUCGGUGAGCAAUGUUUUCUUCAUAAUUAUUUAAGUUUUGUUAUUUUGAGGAAAUAAAACAAUUAAUAAUAAAAACAACUGGCUAUGAUUACGUAUAAAAUCCAUUAUAAUCUUUCCCCAAUGUACCUGAGGCGGAGUUUUACAAACACAACAUCGAUGCAGACAUCCAAAAUAAAUGUAUCCCGGACGAAAUUUAUUUAUUUUAUUUUACAACUUGUAUUAUAACGCAUAACAAUAGCGUAAUUUAACAAAACAUUGAUGCAUCCACGUUCGAUAUUUUGUCCGUAAAAAAACCGCAUACUAGUUCGAGUACAAAAAACGCGAUGCGUUUAACUUACCGUGUAAUAGUCUCGUCUGGGACUCGAAGGAUCGUUUGCGCUCGGAAUAGUCAAAUGGCUUCCAGCUCAUCCCAAAUUCGAGCUUUCCACUAGAGAGAGAGAGAACAAUUUACAGGUUUUCACAGAAGCGGCGAACCCGAGAACGAAGAAAUC